Messenger RNA from Dictyostelium discoideum AX4, 1188 nucleotides. RefSeq lists its product as hypothetical. Lineage: Eukaryota; Evosea; Eumycetozoa; Dictyosteliales; Dictyosteliaceae. Gene Ontology annotation, molecular function: zinc ion binding. The record is from RefSeq and is a predicted model, not a curated record. Bases 1 to 1188 code for a protein of 395 amino acids. The transcript is spliced from 3 exons.
AUGGAUAAUAAAAAUAAAUACGAUAGAAAAUGUGCAAUACAUAAAGAGCACAAAAUCAAAAUAAUAUGUGCAACAUGUAAGGUAGUAGUAUGUAUUGAAUGUAUUCUUUCAGAUCAUAAUGGUCAUAAACUUGAUCGUAUAGAUGUGGAGAAUUCAAAAAAAAUCUUUGAAGAAUUUAAAAAUAAUCAUAUUCAAAAUUUAGAUAAACAAAUUGAUAUCAAUAAUGAAUUAUUAAAUAAAUCAAAUAACUUAUUUAAAUCAAUAGAAGAUAAACACACUGAAAAUGUAAAUACAAUCACAGAAGUAUUUAAAGAACUCUCCAAAUUAUUACCAAUCAUUGAAAUUGAUAAAAUCAAACAAUUAGUAACACUCUAUGAUGAAAAUAAAGAUAUCAAUACAAACAUUUCAACCACAAUACAUGAUAAUUUAAAUAAUAUUAAUUUAAUUACAAAUAAAUAUAAAAAUACAAUAAAUCAUAUAAAUAUUGAUAAAAUCAUUAAUAAUAAUAACGAUCAACAUAUUGAAAUAUUAAAACAUUGUUCUCAAUCACAACUAUUAAUAAAAGAUAAUCAAAAUGAAAAUAAAAUCAAAGAAUUAAUAAAUCAAUAUAAAAAUGUAAAUAUUGUAAAUAAUAGCGAACAAGUUAAAAAUUCAAUUAAAGAAAUAUUUGAAAUUAGCAAUUCUCUCUCUAUUACAAAUGUAAAGGAUCCAAAAAGAGUUAUUUCUGGAAGAUUUACAGCUGAAUAUUUUAUUUAUAAAAAUGAUUCUAUCAUUCCAAAUGGUACUAUUCAUGUAGCGAUUGGACCAAGUGUUAAAACAAUUAAAAUAGGUUCAAUUCCAACAUCGGUUCAAAAUUUACUAUUACUUGAUGGAUUCAAUGUUCAACUGACAGAAGGCAUGCUACCACAAUCAAUUAGAUUUCUAUUUGUUGGUGCAAUUAAAAAACCAUUGUUAAAAAGUUCAAUACCAAAUGGUGUUAUUGCUUUGUCAUUAUUAGAUGGAUUUAAUCAAGAAAUAACUGAAAUACCACAAUCAGUUAAAGAGUUAUUCCUUUUUGAUACUCCUUUAACAAAUUUCCCAUAUUCCAAAAUCCUUAUUCACAGAAGCCCAAAAUAUAAACAACAACUCACUCACUCAAAUGUGAGAAAUUGGGAUGGUGGUAAUUGGGAGCCUAAAAUUGAAUUUUAA